Plutella xylostella (diamondback moth) is the source of this 3327-nucleotide messenger RNA. RefSeq names its product RNA polymerase III subunit E (gene Polr3E). NCBI's taxonomy places the organism in Eukaryota, Metazoa, Arthropoda, Insecta, Lepidoptera, Plutellidae. The record is from RefSeq and is a predicted model, not a curated record. Gene Ontology annotation, biological process: tRNA transcription by RNA polymerase III. Gene Ontology annotation, cellular component: nucleus; RNA polymerase III complex.
UAUUCUGUAUAUUUCCUCAGAAUAAUAACUUCAAAUAAAGUACAUGAGGCCACAAAUAUUUUCCUUUUAUGUUAAAUAGACGUACCUACGUACAUUGCUGAGUAUGUAUGGCAGAUUCAAAAGUUUGGCUCAAGCUGCGUACAGACCGGCCCAACGAAGGCCAACGAACGGGUUUCGUUGGCCUUCGUUUCUGCAAUCUGCCCUGUAUUUUGUAUGAUAUUUAUCGAAUCCAUCUUUGGCAUAACCAUUGGCGUUCGUUGUACUGUACGCAGCUUAAGUCGAAAAUAUUAAUGAUUAUUAUUCUGAGCUCUCUGUAAACUGUCAGUGUCAUCAUAUCAUAUCAUGUCAUGUCGUCAUCUGUGUUCUGUGUCAAAUAUCGUAUGGAGUGGAAAUCGAAAUUUUGUUGUAUUGUAAAAAUUUUAAAUUUUUCAGGAUUUUGGUAAUUUAAAUUAUAAAAUAGGCGCAUUUUUUCUACAUACACCAAUAUGGAGGACGAUGAUCCUGUAGUUCAAGAGAUACCAAUAUUUCUAUCUCAAGCAUUGGCUAAAAACUUGUACAUAUAUCAGUAUCCAGUCAAACCAGCCAAUAGAAACUGGAAGGAAUCAAAUAUAAUAAAUGCGUCAGUAAAACCGAAAAACAAGCUUGUCCGGUUAGAAGUGGGUCUGGACACUUACAGUGAUAAGUUUUGUGACUCUAAAGGCGAGCAAAUAGCCCUUAAUACAGAUGGAGUUCAGGAAUCUUCAAGGUACAUAAAAGACAGAGAUAAAGAAAAGUCAACAUACUUCAAGAAUGGGAUCAUGGAUAAGAUAGUGUAUGAGAGCAGCAACCCUUGCACAGACUCGGACAGAUAUGCUGUGGCCAUUCUGCAGGACAAGGAACUCCACUGUACUCCUAUUCAAGGUAUAAUUCAACUGCGGCCAUCUUAUUCUUAUUUCGACAAACAAGACAAACGGAAGAAAGACAGUGACAAGGCGGAAAACUCGGACGAGGAAGAAGAAGAGGUGGAGGCACAGCAGGUGACAGUGAAGUUCUCUCGCGCAGAGACGGACCUGGCCAAGAAGGCGCGCGAGAGCACCUUCGACUACAUCUCGAAGCGCGCGGCUGAGGAGCCGUGGCACGCCGGCAUGUGGCAUCACGAGGACACCGACCAUGCUGAUUUGGAGCGCCUAAAGCUCUUCAGCGCGAAUCUCUCCGAAGGCAGCUCUCUCUCUCUCCGUGGUCGCGAGUACGUGCGUGCGCUGGUGCCGCCGCCGCCGCCGGACGAGGCGGACGCCGCGCCCGCCGCGCCCGAGCCGCCGCCCGACCAGGCCAGGCGGCUGCUGCUUAGUGCAAAAAUCAUGACAUUCGCCGAGCUGCGCUCCCUCAUCCGCACAGAAGACGGCCCUCUCCCCGACGCCGCCCUCCUGUCCACCCUCACUGCCACCGGGUGCUGCGUGCGCGGGCUUUGGACCUGCAAGUCCAGUGAUCUGUUUACACGGGUCAGUGUGGCGCCGGCGGCGAAUAUGCAGGCCGCUAGGGACCAUGUGCUGUACCUAUUCACCCAACACAGCUACAUAGACCGGCGUAAAGUGGCGGCGGCGGUGCGCCUGCCCGCAGAGGAAGUGCUAGAAGUGAUCCGAAGCUGCGCCAAGUACAACCCGCAGAAAGCAGGCUGGGAGCUCCUCCUGCCCCCAGACACCGCCUUCGAGGCCAAAUACCCCGACGUGGUCCAACGCUACAACAUGUACUUCGAGGGACGCCAGCGGCUCUUCAACGAAAUGAUGCUCGGAGAAACUGUGCCGAAACGGCAACGCAAGAAAAGCCAACGUGACUCUGUCAGCUCAGACACUAUGAUGAGCCCCAAACCUCGCUGCAACAGCGUCAGUGAAGACGACAGUGACGGCAGGAAACGGCCAAAGAACAAGUCGGCCAGUGGCUCAGGUAAAAGGACUAGGAAUGUUAGCUCGAGCAGUGCGCAAGAUGGCGCGUGAUAAAUUUGCUCACUAGGUUAUCAAAUUGUUAGCUUAUCGGUGUAGUUAGCGUGUACUCUUGGUUGAUGUAAUGCGGUCAGUUGCAUGCCAAAGCCACGUACAUAAAAUGUUAAUCGAAUCAUGGCCUGAUCGCUUUUUUAUUCUGAGAGUUAGGCAUAUACUUGUAUAUUAAGUAAACGCGUGCGGCUUGUCUUUUGAGUUGCCCAAUAACAAAAACCGGAAUUAAUCAUAUAUAAUUAAUUUAUGAUUGCCUCAAAACAUGGCUUCAAACUACAUUAAUGUAUUAAAUUAAUGUGUCUAUAAUCAAUAUUAGUAAUAAUCACUAUAAAGCAUAACUUGAUGUCGUUCGUAGCCCUAAUAUCCUUGAUCACUAUAUAAAAAGGACGCUAUAUAAUUAGAAAGAACUUUUAUAUCUAGUGAUAUUAUGUGCCGGGAUUAAUUAUAAGUAGACGGCAUGUUUCAAGUACCAUCUUUUAAUAUAAAUAAGACACAGUCAUGUUACGCGGACAAACACAUAUUAGGUAUUAUGUUAUGAUUAAAUUUAUAAUAACAUCUAUUCUCAUAUUGGAAAAGCUCUAUAAAACUUUAGUUGGAAAUAUAUUAUUCUGUAUCUAAUAAAUGGAAAGAAGUUUGGGCUGUGAAGCACUGGUGGCAUGCAUAUUUUAAAACGAAAAAUUAGGUUGCCUUGUACAACAAGAGUUAUCAAGAUUUUAGUAUCCAAAGGAUGGAAUUGUAGGAAUGAGUGAGUAUAAUAGGACUGCUAUUGCACUUAGGAUAGGUGUAUAUUAAUUUAGGUAGGUACGCAAAUUAACUAAGUUUUACUGCGCAAAACUGUUUGUAAUUAUAAUUAAUUUAUUAGUUUUUUUUACUCCAAAGUUUCAGGAAAAAUAAGCAAUUUUCAUGCCAAUCCCUAAAGCAUUUAACCAUCAUUAUGAUGACAUGACUGUAAGUCAAGGGGUGAUAAUUAUAAUACUACUGUGGUAAACAGGGAAACACAACAUUUUGUGUCAUGUAUUUAGCAUAUGAAUUAACAAUUUGAAUCUUUGUAUUAUCUUCCAAUAUUCUGCCAAACAGAAAACUUAUUUAUAAGUUAAUAAUCAAAUGUUCCUCAGCAUAACAGUCUUGAUACUUGAUAGAUUAUUCACAAUACAGUUUGUAAACAAUUUGCAUUGUUAGGUAUCAUUAGCAGAAUAACCAGUAAACACAGAAGUGUAAAUAUUUUGAAAACAUACUCUAAAGUGUGGCAAUGAAGUAGGUACUCGUAAUUUCUGUAACUAACCAUAUUUUUGUGGUUCUUGUGUAUACUUGGUGGAUCCAUUUGUUGUUUUUUAUGUAAAAUAUAUAAAAUUUGCAACUU